AUGGCAAGCCAGGCUGCUCAGAUGCCGUCCAUCGGCUCCAGCACUGCUCCCGCUAUUUCGGCUCAGGCGACUGACGCUGCGUCGAAGCCCAAGCCCUGCUGCGUCUGCAAGGAUGAAAAGUCUAAGCGUGACGAGUGCAUGCUAUUCUCCAACGCCGCCGACCCCCAGAAGGACUGCCAGUCGACAAUAGCCCAGUACCGGAGCUGCAUGGCUGGGUUUGGCUUCAAGGUCUAA
Chaetomium fimeti is the source of this 234-nucleotide messenger RNA. Its product is annotated as cytochrome C oxidase copper chaperone-domain-containing protein. Gene Ontology annotation, molecular function: copper ion binding; copper chaperone activity. The record is from RefSeq and is a predicted model, not a curated record. Bases 1 to 234 code for a protein of 77 amino acids. Lineage: Eukaryota; Fungi; Ascomycota; Sordariomycetes; Sordariales; Chaetomiaceae. The transcript is spliced from 3 exons. Gene Ontology annotation, biological process: mitochondrial respiratory chain complex IV assembly. Gene Ontology annotation, cellular component: mitochondrial intermembrane space.